ACUCACUAAAUUUGUCUCUUUCGCGCUCUGCGUCUCGCCGCGACAACGAACGACGAUCAAUGCGAACUGGUUUUAAGUUGACCUUAAUAUCUGAACCUGAAGAUCAAAUCCGGCGGAGCGGAGCAUCAACAUAGCAAACGAUGUGGAAGCGCGUUUGGGAGAAGAGUGCUUCGACUUCCGGCGUACGACGGCAGCUGCUGUGGCGGUCGUGCAGAGGUAGACGUGCGCAUUCCUUCGCCUGCAACGGAGGGCAGCAGACUCCAUCUCCUUCCUUCUCUUCACGAUUUGUACUUCGUCGAUGUGCCUCUGCAUCGGUUCCCUCGGCCAAGCUAUUUACUAAUUCACAUGCCAGCAAGAAGUGUUUCUUUUCAAGUCAACCUUUGCCUAAUCUCCCCGUUGGUGGGAUAGUUGAGGUUCCCUUAGCCCAGACUGGUGAAGGUAUUGCUGAGUGCGAACUUCUCAAAUGGUUCGUGCAGGAGGGAGAGCAAGUUGAAGAAUUUCAGCGCCUAUGUGAAGUUCAGAGUGAUAAAGCAACCAUUGAAAUAACAAGCCGUUACCAGGGGAAAGUUUCACAUAUUCUUUAUAGUCCCGGUGAUAUAGUGAAGGUUGGAGAAACUCUUCUUAAGAUGGCUGUGGAAGAAUCUCAGGUCCCAUCUGUGAGGUCUUUGGACAAUACAACACAUUUGAAGGCUGAGUUGUAUAAAGAAAACAUUGGAGGAGUUCUGGCUACACCUGCUGUUCGGAAUCUGGCAAAGCAAUAUGGUGUAUGUAUAAAUGAUAUUCAUGGAACUGCUAAAGGUGGGAGAAUUUUAAAAGAAGAUGUCCUAAAAUAUGUGGACAAUAAAGGAACGUCUAAAGAAUCAAAGGAAACUUCACAUGCAAGUCUUUUAGAACAUGUGAUGAUAAAAGAGGAGAAAUAUUCGUAUCAAUUAGCUGCAGAUGGAUCACAGUAUGAAGAUAAGACAGUUCCCUUGAGGGGAUUUCAGCGUUUAAUGGUUAAAUCAAUGACAAUGGCUGCCAAAGUCCCUCAUUUUCAUUAUCUGGAAGAGAUAAAUUUUGAUGCUCUUGUGGAGGUUAAAGCAUCUUUUCAAGAUGCGAAUUCUGAUCCAGAUAUCAAACACACUUACCUUGCGUUCUUAAUAAAGUCACUUUCGUUGGCAUUGGCAAAAUAUCCCAUAUUAAAUAGUACCUUCAGCGAGGAGUCAUUUGAGGUUAUAUUUAAAGGAUGCCACAAUAUUGGAAUAGCCAUGGCUACUCCAUAUGGUUUAGUGGUACCAAACAUAAAGAAGGUUCAGUCAUUAUCCAUCUUGGAGAUUACAAAAGAGCUGUCACGGUUACAAUAUUUGGCAUUAAAUAACAAGCUUAGUUCUGAGGAUAUCUCUGAUGGAACAAUAACUUUAAGCAACAUUGGAGCAAUUGGAGGGAAGUUUGGCUCUCCCAUCCUCAACUUGCCUGAAGUUGCUAUCAUUGCAAUUGGUCGAAUCCAGAAAGUUCCUCGCUUUGCCGAGGAUGAAAAUGUGUAUCCUGCAUCCAUGGCCAAUGUAAAUAUUGGAGCAGAUCACAGAGUUGUGGAUGGAGCAACUGUUGCAAGAUUUUGCAACGAAUGGAAGAAAUUAGUUGAAAAACCUGAGCUGCUCAUUCUACACAUGAGAUGAUCUAGUCUCUAACGUGGACAGCAACUUGGAUACCAUCCAGCAAGUAAGCAGGUGGGCUCCCAUACACUUACUGUGCACAAAUUCACCUAUGUAUUUAUCAUAAUUAUAAGAGCCUUAUUCAAUUUGAGUCAAGGUGCAAACAUAUUGACCGAAGAAGCAUCGCGGGGUCAUUUGCCCAGUACUAUGUAAACUGUAUAGUCAAUAAACACUGGACAUUCGUGAAAUACCAGCAAAUUGGCAUGGAGAUAUUUCUUUUUCCGGUAUUGCACCCUCUUAAGAUCAUACUGAAAAUUCAACAGAUCCUGGAGAUUGUUAAUA
Molecule: messenger RNA, 1973 nt
Organism: Macadamia integrifolia
Lineage: Eukaryota; Viridiplantae; Streptophyta; Magnoliopsida; Proteales; Proteaceae
Product: lipoamide acyltransferase component of branched-chain alpha-keto acid dehydrogenase complex, mitochondrial-like
Exons: 9
Coding region: 141-1655 (504 amino acids)
Cellular component (GO): mitochondrion; cytoplasm
Molecular function (GO): acetyltransferase activity; lipoic acid binding
Source: RefSeq, a predicted model, not a curated record